UUCCUCUCAGGGGAGCAAGUGUACAAGGUUACAACAGUAAAUUCUACAUGUCUGCCCUUUAUAUCUCGUCCGUGUGUGGCAGCUUUUAGCAGUAUGUUACUGACAAACUUCACUAUUAUUUUCCUACACUGAAUUUCUCAAAAGCAGCAGCACUACAAAUAUUCUCUCAACUUCCCACUCAAUGUCCCCUAAUAACCAAAAUCUUUACUUCACCUAAGCAAAAUUCAUCACCAUGAUUCUACAGAAACUUCUUGUUUUACUUGUCAUUUCAAUUUCUAUGUCAUUUGGGGUCAGUUCAGAAGCAGAAAAAUCAAGAAUGCAUAAUGUGAAAAUGACCCAUGUAGCUGAACCCUUUAAAGAGUCUUUUUCAACUGGAAGAAAGUUGGGAUCUCUGAAAAAGAGCAUAAAGUUGGAAUCUUUGAACAAAUCUAAAGUUGUGCUGAGGGGGAAGGACACUGUUCAGAGUGAAAACAACACAUUUGAAAUGGGGUUUUUCAAGACUAAUGAUGAAGAGAAAUGGUAUUUUGGGAUUUGGUUUGCUUCAAUCCCUACACCUACUUAUGUUUGGGUUGCUAAUCGUGAGAGGCCUAUAAAGAAUCCAUCUUUAGCUGCUUUGGAGAUUACUGAGGAUGGGAAAUUAGUGCUGAAGGAAGAUUCAAGAAGUAUUGUGUGGGAGACAACUAACUUGGAGAAAGGUAGUGUUGUGAAGCUAUUGGACCAAGGGAAUUUGGUUCUUGUUACUGAUGAAGGGAGUUUGGUGUGGCAAAGUUUUGAUUUUCCUACAGAUACAUGGCUUCCUGGGAUGAACUUGACUGCUACAAAAUGGCUGACAUCUUGGAAAAGUACUAAUGACCCAUCACCUGGAAGGUACUCUUUAAGGCUGCAACCACAAAGCUAUGGUGAGAUAGCUCUUUUUUACAAUGGUACUCGUCCAUAUUGGUCUACUGGGAAUUGGAGUGAUAAUGCAUUUGUUGGGAUACCAGAAAUGACUGUUCCUUACAUUUAUAAGUUCAAUUUUAUAGCACCUUUUACUCCUAUGGCAUCAUUUGGAUACUCAGAGGUGGCAUUAGAGAAUGGAAUGCCACCUCCUUUGACUAGGUUCAUGGUGGAUUUCAAUGGACAGAUUAAACAAUUUACUUGGAUCCAACAGGCACAAAGUUGGAGCAUGUUCUGGUCACAGCCAGAGAAUGUGUGUAGAACUUACGGUUUGUGUGGGAAUUUGGGGUUCUGUAAUAGUAUGUCAUUGAAUCCUUGCAAGUGCUUACCAGGGUUCAGCCCUUUGGAUGGUGAUUCAUGGGAUGCAGGGGAGUUUUCGGGCGGGUGUCGCCGCGAGAGUAAUGAAGUUUGUAGUGAGAAUGAUGGAUUUGAGGAGGUUGGAAUGGUUGGAUAUGAUGGGGCAAGGGUAGUUUCAAAUACUGUAAGUAGAAGUGAAUGUGAGAAAGAAUGUUUAGGUUAUUGUUCUUGUAUUGGUUUGUAUCACAAUGAGAGGACUAAUUUGUGCACGAUUUUAUAUGGUACAUUGCUCAAUCUCAGAAAUCUUAGUUCUGACAGCACUAUUGAGGAUAAGCUAUAUGUAAGAGUUAAGGGAGGAGGGAAUAAUCAAAAGAAGCAGAUACAAAGCAGAUUACUUGUGAUCGAAAUGAUCGGUGGAUUUGUGGUAAUUCUGUCAGUUGGAAUUGGGACUUUCUUGGUAUUUAGGAGGAGAAGAAUAAGGAAGAAGAAACAAGAUGAGGAAGAUGUAUUUCCUAUAAUGAAUUUGAAGGUGUUUUCAUCCAAAGAGCUUAAUGCUGCAACGAAGGGAUUCUCGGAGAAGCUUGGUCAUGGUGGCUUUGGAACUGUGUUCCUAGGGGAACUAUCGGAUUCUUCACUCGUGGCUGUGAAGAGACUUGAAAGACCUGGUGGUGGUGAAAAGGAAUUUCGAGCUGAGGUGUGCACAAUAGGAAACAUUCAGCAUGUUAAUUUAGUGAGGUUGAGGGGAUUUUGCUUUGAAAAUUCUCAUAGGCUUCUGGUUUAUGAGUACAUGUCAAAGGGUCCACUUAGCGCAUAUUUAAGGCGAGAUGGUCAGAAUCUAAGUUGGGAUGUUAGAUUCCGAAUUGCUGCUGGGACAGCAAAAGGUAUCGCUUAUUUACACGAAGGGUGUCGCAAUUGUAUAAUACACUGUGACAUCAAACCAGAGAAUAUUCUGCUAGAUGAGGAUUUUUCAGCAAAGGUUUCUGAUUUUGGACUUGCAAAGCUCCUUGGUAGGGACUUUAGUAGAGUGUUGGCAACCAUGAGGGGUACCUGGGGCUAUGUUGCACCCGAGUGGAUCUCCGGAUUGGCGAUCACAACUAAAGCCGAUGUAUAUAGCUAUGGCAUGACAUUAUUGGAACUGAUAAGUGGUCGGCGCAAUGUAGAGACACCCCCUUCAGCUAGAGGUGAAGUAGGUGGAACAGACGAUAAAUGGUUUUUCCCACCAUGGGCAGCUCGCCAGAUAGUCGAGGGAAACAUUGCAGCAGUCAUGGAUGAAAGACUAUGUGGAACAUACAAUGUCGCGGAGGCUGAGCGUGUGGGAUUGAUAGCGAUUUGGUGCAUUCAGGACGAUGAAUCAAUGAGGCCUUCCAUGGGAAUGGUGGUGAAAAUGUUGGAAGGAGUAGUCGAGGUGACAACGCCUCCACCUCCAAAGCUUCUCCAAGCAUUAGUAUCGGGCGAAUCAUUUCGCAGGGUAGGAGUUGAUUCGAGUAUCGGUACAUCACGAGAUGGAGGUUCCAGCUCAGGCAUGGGUAGUGCACUUGAGACACUUUGUGGACAAGCAUUUGGUGCAGGCCAAAUAGAAUUGUUAGGAGUUUACUUGCAGAGAUCAUGGAUAAUCCUUGGUGCUUCUUGCUUCUGCAUAAUGCCACUCUACAUCUUCUCUACACCGAUACUGAAGUUGUUAGGCCAAAGAGAUGACAUAGCAGAGUUAGCUGGAAAAUUCUCGAUACAAAUAAUACCUCAAAUGUUCUCCCUCGCCAUCAACUUCCCGACCCAAAAGUUCUUACAAGCACAAAGCAAUGUCACUAUUCUGGCUUGGGUCGGGUUUAUGGCUUUGGUCAUGCAUGUCGGGGUGCUCUUUCUUUUCAUCAGAGUCUUCCGAUGGGGCGUUACUGGUGCUGCUGCAGCCUAUGAUUUUUCUGCUUGGGCCAUUGCUCUUGCUCAAGUGGUUUAUAUUGUUGGCUGGUGCAAAGAUAGUUGGAGAGGGUUGUCUUGGUUGGCCUUAAAGGAACUUUGGCCCUUCGUAAAGCUUUCUGUAGCAUCAGCAGUGAUGAUUUGUCUGGAGAUUUGGUAUUUCAUGACCAUCAUUGUUCUAACCGGACAUCUUGAGGAUCCGGUCCUUGCCGUUGGAUCUCUUUCUAUUUGUAUGAACCUUAAUGGAUGGGAAGGCAUGUUGUUCAUUGGAAUUAACGCAGCAAUAAGCGUUCGCGUUUCCAACGAGCUUGGAUCAGGCCACCCAAGGGCUGCAAAGUAUUCGGUCUUUGUCACAGUUGCUGAAUCUCUUAUAAUUGGCAUAUUUUGCAUGGUACUAAUCAUAUUAACAAAGGACCAUUUUGCAUUGCUGUUCACAAGCAGUGAGAAAAUGCAAAAAGCAGUUUCUAAGUUGGCCUAUCUUCUUGCUGUGACCAUGCUGCUUAAUAGUGUCCAGCCAGUUAUAUCAGGUGUUGCUGUUGGAGGAGGAUGGCAAGCACUGGUGGCAUACAUAAACUUGGGUUGCUACUAUGCCAUUGGCCUCCCACUUGGAUUCCUCUUAGGCUAUAAAACAAAGUUGGGAGUCCAGGGAAUAUGGAUGGGCAUGAUAUUUGGAACUUUUCUGCAAACUGUAAUUCUUUGUGUUAUCGUAUACAAAACCAAUUGGAACGAAGAGGUGGAACAGGCAUCAGAGAGAAUGAGAAAAUGGAGUGGGAUAUCUGAUGAAUUGGAAAUUAAAUAACAUUCCUAUCAAAUUUUGAAGAUGAUAUUAUCCAAUUGGCCAAAUAGAAGUUUGAUACGAGAAGUCGACGUUCAUAGUAUAAAUACUCACAUAAUUAUAGAUUUUUUUUUUUAUUAAAAUCAUGACUCUAUGUUCAUAGUAUAAAUUUUAUACAGGUUCUUAACGUGUUAGAUAUAUCAAAGACAAUUUUAACCUUUUUUUUUUGGUUCUUUUGGUGUAGAUGAAAAUGUUAAUGUAAAAAUACAUCCAUUUUCACUA
Molecule: messenger RNA, 4201 nt
Organism: Capsicum annuum
Lineage: Eukaryota; Viridiplantae; Streptophyta; Magnoliopsida; Solanales; Solanaceae
Product: protein DETOXIFICATION 34
Exons: 7
Coding region: 233-3943 (1236 amino acids)
Biological process (GO): recognition of pollen; xenobiotic detoxification by transmembrane export across the plasma membrane; protein phosphorylation
Cellular component (GO): membrane
Molecular function (GO): antiporter activity; protein serine/threonine kinase activity; xenobiotic transmembrane transporter activity
Source: RefSeq, a predicted model, not a curated record